CCUGCAAUCCAGUCCGCGUUUUGCUUCAGCCGCUCCGUCCCGCCCUGGAAUCCGGCUCCGGGUCUUUCCUUUCCUCCAGCUGUUUUACGCAUCUGGCCAGCCGCGCCUUCUCCUCCGAGCUGAGUAGCAGCAAAAGCAGGAGCAGAAGAGGAAAGGGACUCUCUCUCUCUGUGUCUGUCUCUCUCUGAGCUCGAGCAGCGACCAUGUCCGGGGAAGAGGCCGCCGGGGGCGAUGCAGGAGCCCCUCCCGCAGCCGCCAACAACGCGGCGUCUCCCCCGACGGAGCCGCCUCAGGAGAAAGAGGCGGCGGCGGUAGCAGCGGUGGAAGAAAGCAAGCCCGCCUCUUCGGAGAAGGAGCCCGGGCGGCCCUAUAGGGCGCUGGUGCUGACAGGCUUCGGCGGGUACGAGAAAGUCAAGCUGCAGAGCCGCCAGCUGCCUCAAGCCGAGCCCAGCCCCGCCGCGGGCCAAGUCAGCCUCCAGGUGCGGGCCUGCGGGCUCAACUUCGCCGACCUCCUGGCGCGGCAGGGCCUCUACGAGCGGCUCCCGUCGCUCCCCUUCAGCCCCGGCAUGGAGGCCGCCGGCACCGUCGUGGCCGUGGGAGAAGGCGUCGACAGCCCCAAGGUGGGUGAUAAAGUGAUGGUGAUGGCCAGGUCCGGCCUCUGGCAAGAAAUAGUGACAGUUCCGGCCAAUCAGACAUUUCUUAUGCCAGAAGGGAUGAGCUUUGAGGAGGCUGCUGCCUUUCUGGUCAAUUACAUCACGGCCUACAUGGUGCUCUUUGACUUUGGCAACCUGAGACCCAACCAGAGUGUCCUCGUCCACAUGGCAGCAGGUGGAGUGGGAACUGCUGCAGUCCAGCUCUGCAAAACGGUGGAAAACGUUACCGUUUUUGGCACAGCCUCUGCCUCCAAGCAUGAGACCCUCAAGGAGAAUGGAGUCACCCACCCCAUUGACUACCGGGCAUCUGAUUAUGUGGCAGAAGUCAAGAAAAUCUCCCCCAAAGGUUAUCGUUCGUUGAUGCCAGUGGGUGCUUCGGACAGAUGUUUCACCAGAUCAUUCCUGAUGGCAAAGCCAACUCCGUGGCUUAUAAACUAUGGUGUAGCCAACUUGCUAACAGGGCAGAGGAAGAACUUGGUGGCUAUGGCAAAGACCUGGUGGAACCAGUUCAGCAUCAAUGCAAUGCAGCUGCUUCAUUACAACAAGGCUGUUUGUGGCUACCACUUGGGCUACCUGGACGAGGAGUGGGAUCUCUUAACUGGGGUAGUGGCCAAGCUCGUUGAUCUCUACAAUCAAGGCAAAAUCAAGCCAAAGGUGGACUCCGUUUGGCCCUUUGAGCAGGUGGUGGAUGCCAUGAAGCAGAUGCAAGAGAAGAAGAAUGUUGGGAAAGUGGUCCUGGUCCCUGAAGCACCACCGAAGGAGGAAAGCAAGAAAGCAGAGAACUAAAGCAAAGGGGAAUGGGUGGAUUGUCUGACCUCAGGUCCUUAUGUUGGUUUUUGUUGGGUUGGGUUGUUGUCCCCCCUCCCCUUUGGUUCUCCCCAGUUCCACCCUUUUCCCCAAUCCCACCCUCCCCAGUUCCACCCUACGUCCUUUUGAGGGAAGUAGGAAUGGACAGAUCUCUCGCUGCUGUUACUGGAACCAGUGGCAUAAAGAUGGAAGAGAUGAUGCAAAGUUAAAGAUGAUGCAAAUCUCUUGAGCUUCACAAACUCUUCUGGAGGUGGCGCUCAGACAAUUGCACCAUUUUUGUGAACUAAUUGGCUGGCCUUGUUUUAAUUUUGAAAACAUCCUAUUGAUCAUGCACCUCUAUUUUUGUGGGGUCAACCCUUAAAGGAACCUGAAAGCAUCAUAUGGAGGGUAGGGUGGCCAAGGCAGGUGCUUCUACUGCAAUCUCAUAUGGGUUUUUUUUUUCCAACAUCCUUCUCUUUUCCCUCUUACCCACCCACAACUCCAUAUCCUUACCUGAGCCAUUUUACCUCUAGGACCUUUUCUCUUCCCUUCAUCUCCCUCCCACCCCCAAUCUGCCUCUGAGCACACAGUGACUAAUAACUUUCGAGCAUGUAAAACUCCCAUUGUUACAGCAACUAUUGAGUGUUUCUGUGGAAACGAAGCUUCAAAUCUGCCACUUCCGAUGGGCACAUUUAAUAAGCGGAAAAUGCCAGACCUUUUCUCUCUAUUUUUUUGGCAGCUUGGCUGUUGCACAAAAAAGUGGGAUGUGGGGGAGGGAGGAAAGACAAAUUGUGCCUCUGCCACAGAGCCUAGACACUACCGCUGCCUUCUCUUCCGAUACGCAAGUGCCACACUGCAGGACAAGGCCCCUUUCUUUCAGGGACUACAGUUCCCACCAUCCACUGACCAAACAUGGCUGUGGAUAUAAGGAGUUGUAGUCUGAAAAAAGGGAACUUGUCCAAGUACUUCAUGAUACUAUGUAGGCAAACCUCUCACACCGAAAUCCUGCCAUAGGAUUGGAUUUGUGGAAGGAUCUAUAGCUAAACUGUCAUUGAUUUUCUUUCAUGGGGAAGCCUCGCUUUGUGCCCAGAUGAAAUGGGUCAUGUAGGCAAAAUACUUAACGGUGCCAAGCAGCUGACUAGCCUGUAAUCUCAGAUCUGCACUAUCGCAUGCUAGAAAUCAGUUAUUCUGUCAUGGUAAUGGCAUAUGACUUAGCAAGAGGCUGGUCUGAUGUUUUAAUGUACUUUUUUGCCACAUUUAAGAAAUAAACCAUGUUCUAAUCACA
Molecule: messenger RNA, 2724 nt
Organism: Anolis sagrei ordinatus
Lineage: Eukaryota; Metazoa; Chordata; Lepidosauria; Squamata; Anolidae
Source: RefSeq, a predicted model, not a curated record